This is a messenger RNA of Nycticebus coucang (slow loris), 6324 nucleotides long. Its product is annotated as glycine N-acyltransferase-like. The record is from RefSeq and is a predicted model, not a curated record. NCBI's taxonomy places the organism in Eukaryota, Metazoa, Chordata, Mammalia, Primates, Lorisidae. Gene Ontology annotation, molecular function: glycine N-acyltransferase activity; glycine N-benzoyltransferase activity. Gene Ontology annotation, cellular component: mitochondrion. Bases 605 to 1492 code for a protein of 295 amino acids. The transcript is spliced from 7 exons. Gene Ontology annotation, biological process: glycine metabolic process.
UUGGGGUUGCACAAAAUGUCAGGACCUGUGGGGGCAAAGAGCAGAGUGGUGUUUGGAAAGAGAAACUCAGGGAGCACACUGCCCGCCUCCUAACUUGGCAAAGCAAACAUGGGACCAUGAGGGGAAAGGCUGCAUUUCAUUGGCGCUCACAAUGACUGCUUUUGCCAUUGCCACUGGCCAUUUGCCAGUGGCCAAUUAUUGCCACUUUCAGCUCAGCAAUAUCUCAAGAAGACUCCCUCUACAUGACCUUGCAGUACUGACUGCAUCAGGAGAAAAUUUCAUCUCCCGGAGGCUGCUGUCCAUCAGUUGUUCCUAGGGACAUCAGCAGAGACUGGUGUGAAGUGAACUCAUCAGUGUUGUAUUUUGCUCUGAUGCACAGUUUAUUGGAAUCAUUGGACCAUUUCAAGGCUUGCUUUUAACCAACGUUAGGGUGGAUCUAGAAAAGCCCCGGCUUGAUUUAACCACCUGGAUAAACCUGAACAUUUUACCAGAUGAGAGCUGGUAAAAUGAGAUCUUCCAACUGCAGCCUGUGGAAACACAAACGAUUUUGUCUUAUGUGCUCCUUUCCAGUGAUUCUUUCCCUGGGGCGAAGGGACCCUCCACGAUGUCACUGUUGCAAGGGGCCAAGGUGCUGCAGACACUGGAGGAAGCCUUGAGGAAGAGCCUCCCUGCGUCCAUAAAGGUUUAUGGGACUGUCUUCCACAUAAGACAGGGAAACCCAUUCAAGCUAAAGGCCCUGGUGGACAAGUGGCCUGAUUUUAACACAGUGGUUGUUCGCCCUCAGGAGCAGGAUAUGAUAGAUGACCUUGAUCACUAUACCAAUACUUACCAAAUCUACUCCAAAGAUCCCCAAGACUGCCAGGAAUUCCUUGGUUCACCAGACAUCAUCAAUUGGAAGCAGCAUUUACAAAUUCAAAGUUCACAGCCCAGCCUGAACGAAGUGAUACAACAUCUUGCAGCCACUAAAUCUUUCAAAGUCAAACAAACACAACGCAUUCUGUAUAUAGCACCUGAGACAGCCAAGAAACUGGUUCCCUCCCUGAUGGAUACACAGAAUUUGCCACCCACUGAUGGCAAGCCCAAGCCCAUCAAGCAAGAGAUGUUUAAACUCUCAUCCAUGGAUCUUACACAUGCUGCCUUGGUGAAUAAGUUGUGGUCUUUUGGAGGCAAUGAGAGAAGCCAGAAAUUCAUUGAGCGCUGUAUCCAGGCCUUCCCCAGCACUUGUCUGCUGGGACCCGAAGGGACACCUGUGUCCUGGAACCUAAUGGACCAGACUGGAGAGAUGCGAAUGGCAGGCACUAUACCAGAGUACCGGCUCCAUGGCCUUGUCUCCUAUGUGGUCUAUUCCCAGGGGCAGACAAUGGACAGACUCGGCUUUCCUGUCUAUUCUCACGUAGACAAUAACAACAAAGCUAUGCAAAAAAUGAGUCACAAUCUGCAUCAUAUCCCCAUCCCUGGAGGCUGGAACCAGUGGAACUGUGUGUCUCUGUGAACACAGCCUGAAAAUGCAACAGCAUUGUGUGGAUCUGGGCAUAUAACUGGAGGAGUGGACUUUAAUUAAUUAAAGUAAGAAUUAAUUGCUAUCAAUGGGAAAGAAGUGGGCACUAUGUGAACUCUUUUGAAGCAUUGUGAUGGUCAACAGCAUUGCAGAAUCCCUGCACCAUAUGGUUCUCAGUGAGGAGCAAGGCCACACUUCCAGCAUUUCUGUGACAUCCCUUACUCAGCUACAGAUUGCUCCCAAUUUCUUCUCCUGGAAUACCUAGUGCAUAAGCUGGGGGAUCCUUGCCAAUUUGGAGUGGGACUUGGGAAGGAAUGGGUAAUAUUUUCUGGGCACUAUUCUUUAUUCUUUUUUCUUGGUCUUUCUCUUACUUAUAAACAGGUGGUCUUUCUUCAUGAGGGCUUCAGAAAGUAUCCUCUCCUAUGAUUGCUUACUUAAUAGGUACAUUAACUGUAUCGUAGCAAAACAUAGUUGAGAUAUACAGGUUAAACACAUAGAGCAGAGAGCGUUAUUAGGGCAAAGAUCAACUCACACUGCCCUGUCCUCUUCCAGAUCUCAGUCCAGAAAAAAUAAUACAACAUGGCUUUUCUGGCUGAGCUUCCUAAAACUACCAUAAAUACCACACCCUGCCCAAACAUUGCGAUUUUAGUGUUUACUUCCACACAAUUUUGAAUGUGUUUGUUUAAGCCUAGUGGCUCAUGAUGAGAAGAACAUGGGGUAAAAAUAGGAAAGGGGGAAGGUGAGGCACACCCAAACCCAAAGAGAAGAGACAAGUUAAGGGCAGGGGUGGGUGGCAUGAGUAACUGCUGUCCCACCUGACUUCAGCAUAUCACAAGUCUUAGUUUGUUCCUGCAGCCAUAACUAAAUACUUGCAUUGGGUAAUUGAUAAAGAACAGAAAUUUAUUUCUUAUGAUUCUUGAGGCUGAAAGUUCAAGAUCAAGGUGCCAGGAGGUUUGUGGUGUCUGCUGAGGGCUCAGUCCCAAUACACUUUUUCGCUGUGUCCUCUGGAAGGGAUACACGCAGUGUGCUCACGUGGCACAAGGCAAAAGUGCACAAAAGCUAAACCAGCCUCACUUGUUCCCUCUGGUCCUUGUACAAGGCAUAAGUCCAGCCAUGAAGGUGGAGUCCUUGUGGACUAAGUACCACCUACAGGGCCUAGCACUUAAUACUGUUGCAUUGUGGACCAAGUUUUGAUAUGAGUUGGGGGUGGUGACAAACAUUCAAAUCAUGUUAUUACUUCAGGAUGUCUGGACUAUAUGAAGCUCAGAUAAUUAUCUAUAGAACGUCAGUUAUUUGGUCGAAAUAGCAGGAGAGAAAUGUUUCCAGGUUGGAAUAGGUUAGCUAGAACAGUUUCCUCUCCUAAAACUUUCCGAGAAAAAGAACUCAUCUGGGUAGAUACCUAGAAAUGGUAUUGCAGGAUUAAACGGUAGGUCAACUUUUAUUUCCUUGGAACUUCUCCAUACUUCUUUCCAAAAGGCUCUAUUAGUUUGCAGUCCCACCAGCAGCGUAGAAGUGCUCCUUUCUCUCCACAUGCACACCAACAUCUGAAGUUUUGGGAUUUGUGAUGUGGGCCAAUCUUACUGAAGUUAGGUGAUAUCUCUAACUGGUUUUGAUUUUACUAGGUAUCUACCCAGAUGAACAAAAAUCAUUUUACAGCAAAGACAUUUGCACCAGAAUGUUUAUUGAAGCCCAAUUCACAAUAGCCAAGUCAUGAAAGUAGCCUAAAAGCCCAUCAACCCAUGAAUAGAUAAACAAAUUUUGGUAUAUGUAUACCAUGGAUUAUUAUUCAGCCAGAAAAAGAGGGAGACGUUACAUCUUUUGUGUUUACCCAGAAGGAGCUGGAAUAUAUUUUUCUUAGUAAAGUAUCUCAAGAAUGGGGAAAAAAGUAUCCAAUGUACUCAAUAUUAUUAGGAAAACAAUAUAAACACUUACACAUUCAUACUAAUGAUAAAACACAAAGAUAAUCCAGAAAGAAAGAGGAGAGAUGAGGGAGAAGGGAGGGGAGGGGAGACGGUGAGUGAAAGGAGGGUAUUUGGUGGGAUCUCACCUCUUAUACACAAUGCAAGGGUACAUUUCAAAACAACUAAGAGUGUGUUAUGUCUUACCACAAAAAUAAGUAAGUGAGGUGAUGGUUGUGUUAAUUAGUUUGAUUUAAGCAUUCUACAUUGUAUAUCAAAUCAUCACAUUGUACCCCAUAAUUGUAUACAGUUAUGAUUUAAUAAACAUUAAGUAGAAAAAAAGAGAGAGAGAAAAAGAACUUACCACCAGCACCAGGCAUCAAAACAAGCUCUGGAAGGAAAAUAAUACCUGUAUUGUAAACCUGCUCCUUUCUGUUGCACCUGAACUCAGAAUUAGGCUCCAGAAUUGAGGAAGAAGCCUCCCUCUCUUUCAAAAACAAUGCCUGAGGUUUUAUUUCCAGGAUUUAUCAAUCUCACCAUCAUGACACUGUGGACUGGAUACUUCUUUGCAAUAGCAGCUGACCUGUGCAUUGAAGGAUGUUACAACAACCCCUCGUCUCCUAGUUCACAGCAACCUCAAACUCUUGGGUUUAAGCAAUUCUCUUGCUUCAACCUCCCAAGUAGCUGGGACUACAGGCACCUACCACAACGCCCGGCUAUUUUGCGAUGAGAUCUUGCACUGGAUCAAGCUGGUUUCAAACCUGUGAGCUGAGGCAAUCCACCUGCCUUGUCCUCCCAGAGUGCUAGGAUUUACAGGCAUAAACCACUGCACGGGCCUCCAGUUCCACUUUUGACAACUAAAAAUGUCUCCAGAUACUGGAGACACAAUUUCUCUCUUGAGAGCUACUGGGGUUUUUUUGGGUUUUUUUGCUGUUGUUGUUUGUUUUUUGUAUUUUUAUAUUUUCUUCUAUGAGAGCUACUGGUUUAGAGUAGUGGUUCUUAAACUCGAGCAUAUGUAAGAAUCACUUGACACGCUUGUGAAACCAGAGAUUAUCAGGCCUCACACCUAGAUUCUCUGAUUCAAAGGAUCUUUAAUAGAGCCUCACAAUUUAUGUUUCUAACAAAUUUUCAGAUGAUUUUGAUAUUUUCUGGUCAAGGAACUAUGAUUUGAGAACCACUAAUUUAGAGAAAUUAUAGAAUAUGUCCAAUUUCUUAAGACUACAGGUAAAAAUCUAGAAACCGUAUUCCAACAUAUCAUUUUAUCUUUGUAGUUAAAAUGUAAACUUUUGCUCUAAGUGAGUCAUCAUAUUAUUUUACAUAAUAUUCUUAAAGCUUUAAUGAAUUGACCAUUUCAGUGGUGACAAAAUAUUUCAUCAAUCUGAAAUUCACUUAAUCUUUUCUUAUUGGUGAAUGUUGAGGUUUAUUUUCUUUUAUUUGUUCCUUCCUUCUUCUUUUCAUUCCCUUUCAUCCUUUCUUCCUUAUUUGUCUACUUUCUUUUGUUGUUGUUUUUGAGACAGAAUCUCGUUUUGUCACCCUUGGUAGAGUGCUGUGGCAUCAUAGCUCACAGCAAUCUCAAACUGCUUGGGCUCAAGCGAUCUUCUUGCCUCGGACUCCUCAGUAGCUGGGACUACAGGUGCCCCCCAGAAUGCCUGGCUAGUUUUAGUGAUGGGGUCUAGGUUUUGCUCAGACUGGUCUUGAACUCCUGAGCUCAGGCAAUCCACCUGCCUCGGCAUCCCAGAGCGCUAGGGUUACAGGCGGGAGCCACCAGGACUGACCUUACAUUUUCUAAAUGUAUUUUUCUUGAGGAACAUUCUCAUGUCUGAAAGUGGCAAAAGUAAUGAAUGAUCACAUUCUCAUAUGACUUGAUUUCAGUUUCCAGAGUGCCCUUUCUCCCUGCUGCAAGCACAAAAAUAGAUGUGCCCAGUUCUCUACAAUAUUAAUUUAUUGCUUCCCGUGUGUCAGGCACUGUUCUAUGCACUGGAACAUACCAGUGAAUGAAAGAAAUAUUUCUGUGGGGUAUACCAUCCAUGAUCAUUUAGAAAGUUAGUAUCAUAGUAUAAUCGUAAAGAUUGUGUGGUACAAUUGUGUGGUGGAAAAUGCCAGGUCUGCCUCUUAAAAGUUCACAUGUUGGGGAUAAGGCAUUAACUCCCCAUGUUCCAGUGUUCUUCAGCUGUGAAAUAGUAUCCACCCUAUAGAACUGCCGUGAAGAUAAAGAACUUAAGGAUUCAAUAAACAUUGGACAUUAUGUUUAUAAUUAAACACCAGGAAGGCACAAUGAUUGCUACUGUGAGUGAGGUAGGAAAUGCUUAACAGGCUGGACCCAAGUAAUAUUGUUUCCAGAAUAUGGAUUGAAAAAUCAGGUCCAAUAUGGGAUGGUACCAAUACCUGGGAUGCCAAACUCUGCAUUCACCACUUCUUCAUAAAACCUGCUGGUUGAAGAACACCAGAGAUGUUUUAUUAAUAAAGGAAAGUAUACCUUCAGCUACUGAGUGUGUGCAGUGCUGAAUGCAAACAAUUACCCCACAUCAACAUUCACCGGGUUGUUUGGAAUCUGACUGGUCUUUUAUUUAGAAUGACAUCUUUACUAUCCUCCACGGCCCCACAUGGGGGCAUGUUGUACAUCUGUACUGCUCAGCAGAAACACAGAUCCCCUCCUUAUCUGGAGCCUCCUUCGCAUCACCCUGGGCCAGUCACCUCUACAACCUGGCUUCCACCAAAGUCCUUUGAGAAAUAAACUGGGUACCUCUGCAUAUGGAAAUUUCCUUUUACACGUUCUACUUCUUUUAACUGCCUUUGUCAAGAAUAGAAAAGAUCACGUUCGUUAUAUUUUAGCUAGUUAUACUAUCCAGCUAACUUCAUACUCCCACAAAUAACGUUGGCUGGGAAAAACAAACAGCAGAUUUGGCAUGAAAGAUGUUGGCAUUUGAA